GACACACAGGUUGCCUAUUCUGGGAGAAAACUUAACUCUUUAAGAAGAAGGUCAACUUAAGCAACAUAUAAGCAUGCCAUCUUUAUGAGCCGUCUGUGCAGAGUAAAAUUUAAAUAAAUGAUGAUUUAUAGAGAUAGGUACAGUUGAGACCUAUUUGCAGUUUGCUAUUUCUUCCUGAUUCCAAGAACAGAUAUUUUUUCAAAUGCCUCAUUCUAAUUCUUUCCAGUCCUAAUUUUGGAAUUCUGACUUUCUCAGAUGAAAUUAAUGGAUGGUGUUUUUGGGUCCUUGCUACUUCCUAAGCAUUGUACACUUAAUGUGAUGGAUGGAGAAUUAACAGUCUUUUUAUGCAGAAGGGCAGAAUAGCCUGGUAGUUAAAAGUACAGUCUUUGGAGUAGACUUCCCUGAGGUCCCAUCCCAACUGCUAUUCCUAGUCAUAUGACUUCCUAGUUGUGCCUUUAAGCAGGUAAGUUAUUUGAGUUCUCUAAGCUUCUGUGUGUUUGUCCCUGAAAAUGGAAUAAUAAAGUGAGAGAAUAGUGCUGGUCUUAUGGGUUGAGGAUUACAUGAGAUAACACAUAUUAAGUACCUAACUUAUAGUGUGUGCUCAAUGAAGUAUUUAGUUUUUAUUAAUUUUUUUUGGGGGGGGGAGGAGACAGCUGUAUAUAGUAAGCUGUGGGAAAUAAGGUGGAAGGGAGAAAGUGCUCUCAAUUCAGUGCUUCUCAAAUGAUGUGCAAAUGAAUCAUUUGGCUGUCUUGCAAAUAUGCAUAUUGUCGUUUAGUAAGUCUGGGAUAGGACCAAGAUUUUGCAUUUCUGUUAAUUCUCAGGUUCUGCCAGUGUUUCUGGUUCUUAGACCAUACUUGAAGUAGCAGGUUUCUCGUGGGCUUAAGCAGAGUAGUUGCCAGAUGAUUUCCCAUUUCUUGUGAUUUCCCAUUUACUUACUGCAUUUGUGGUCCAUAGAUUCUCUUGUAUCCUUUCAGUGAAUCCCCCUUUCUAAAAAGAUAGUUUCAGGGCGCCUGGGUAGCUCAGUUGGUUAAGUGGCUGCCUUCGGCUCAGGUCAUAAUCUCAGCGGGGAGCCUGCUUCUCCCUCUCCCUCUGCCUGCUGCUCCCCUUGCUUGUGCUAUCUCUCUGUCAAAUAAAUAAAUAAAUAAAUAAAAUAUUUUUUAAAAAAUUUUUUAAAAAAUAAAGUUUCAGUGGAUUUUUAUUCCUUAUGGUCAUUCAACCAGAUGAUCCCUGACCAAGGAAGACAUGUUUUGCAAAAGAGUUUAAAGCACAUUGCAUAUAGAAGGGAAAAGAAAUGAUGUUGUGGAGCUCCUCAAAGGAGUCUGGAUUUCAUUCUGUAGUCAGACAAUCCUGAAAUAUUUGAAGUUUUUGAAUAGCCAUCAUGAUCUAAGCUGAGAAUGGAAACAUUAAUUAGGCUGUGUAGGUUAACUGGAACAAGGAAUCAAAUGGCUUUUAGGCAGACAGAAGGGGAAGAUAGGUACAGGGCACAAGGUCCCCCAUCAGCAGAGUUGACUGUCUUUUAAAAAACUUUCAGAAGGCCCAUCUGGUGACUUCUGUUUAGAUCUCAUUUGCUGGAACUGUCUUAUGGGCCCCCCUACCGCAAGAGAGUGUGGAAAAUACAGUUUUUGGCUGUAGUUUCUAUUGCUACUGCAAAAAAAUUGGAGAACAUGUUAGUAAGGAAGAAAGGGAGAAUGGAUAUUGGUUAAGUAACUGGUAGCAUCUGCCACACCAUAGGAUUUGGUAAAUAGAAGGUCACUAGUAUAGAAAAAUUGGCAAAGAAUUUAAGUGUUUGAUUCACAUAAGAAGUACAAAUUUUAGUCAGUGUGAAAAAUCUUCACCCUUGGUAGAAACCAAUGAAAUACAAAUUAAAACAGACAUGUUUUACCUAACACACUUGACAUAGGUAGGCUGGGUCCAAGGACCCAGGGAGGUCCUGCAGGACCGACCAAGAGGGUCUUUGGCUUUGAGCAGGAUAGAAAUCAAAUGUAGCCAGGAGGAAGUGAGAGCAGAGUUUAUUGAAUAGCAUAAGUGAUAGAGUAUAGCAGAUGGAGUGUCUGGGAGACUCAGAAAGGAAAAGAGAAUGGGUCUGUCCUUUGCUUGGGCUCUGGGGUUUUUAUUGAGGGGUCUGGUGUCCAGGUGUCCUCCCUGAAAGACUUAUUGCCUGGAGCCAGGGGGUUUUGGCAUCAAGAGGUCUAGAGUCAGUGGUCUAGAAAAUGUGUAUGACAGCCCUGCUUGGUCAUUCCUUAGAUGUUAUCACCUCUGCUGGCUGACCAAAAAAUCAUUAACUCCUUGACCCUUAUAAGAAGGACAUACAUAAUUUGUACUAUAAGGCAUGUACAAGGUGGGGGUACAGGUCCUAGCAAGAACAGAAGCAGGAAAAUAAGCAAAAAGCAGUUUUUCAUGGAGUUCCUUCAGUUUCCCUAGCUCAUAUAGAGAACAAUUAUAUUGAUGAAGAGAAUACACCAAACUGGAAUAGACUUUUGGAGGUGAACGUGAAUUAGUAGUCUUUCUAGAAAGUACUUUAGCAGUACAUAUCAAGAACCUUUUAAAAGUUUGUCCUUGAUAGUUUGGCUAUUUGAUCCUAGAGUAUUCUAAUAAAGUAAUCAGAGAUACAGACAAAGAUGUGCGUGCACAAAAGUUCAUCAUAAUUUUAUAUAAUAAAAUGUUGGAAAUAACUGAAACGUUCAGUAUAGAGAGAAUUGGUUAAAUUAAGGUACCUCUGCAGGAUGGAAUGCUAUUUAACAAUUUAAAAAAUAUUUUUACAGGAUAUCUAAAGAUACUGGAAAAUUGUCAUUAUUAGUGUUAAGGAAGGAAAAUAUUUUCAAUUUUGAAUAAAAACAUUUUUAGAAAAUGAUUGGAAGGAAGAUCUUUCAGGGAGGAGAUACAUCAGAAGAUUAGAUGUAGUUGUUAGGUGGUUUCAAGUAACUUGAAUUUUUUUUGCACGUUUCUGAUAUUACGGAUGAAUACUAUUUUUAUAAUUGGGAAAAGACCAACAGUGUUUUGAAAAUGCUUGCUAGGGAAGUCCAGGUCACUUGGGUCUCUUGAGGGAGAUUAGAAUGAAGUACUGGGCAGGAGGCUUAUUACAUGCGGUUGAGGAGAGAUGGGAGAUGAAAAAUAGAGGCAGCAUUUUGAGGUCAGUUUUGAGAAAUUUGGGAACAAAGACAGAUCCCUAGCUCUAUUGGGACUGUAGGGAUUCCAGAAAGAAUAUUAGGGACAUGGGCUCCUGGGUGGCUCAGUCCCCCUGCCUUCCUUCAGCUCAGGUGAUGAUCUUGGGGUCCUGGGAUUGAGGCUUACGUCAGGCUCCCUGCUCAGCGGGAAGCCUGCUUCUCCCUCUCCCUCUCCCCCUGCUUGUGUGCUUUCUCUCUCUGUCAAAUGAAUGGAUAAAAUAUUAAAAAAAGAAGAAGAAGAAGAUUAGGGACUGACCAAUUUCAGGGUUGAGGGAAGAGGAAGAAGGAAAGGCAAGGAGAAUUCAACGGUGUUCUGGAGGGGGUGGGAAGAGAUGGAUCAAAGGGAUCAAGUGGGCCUAAAGACUGCUUCUCUAAGCAGAGAAAAAAGAAGGUGAAGGAGGAAUUUUGGAAAGCCAUGAGUUUAAGUUCCAAGAAAAGAAACGAAGUUCUUUCCCUUUUGCCUCCUGGUGCUGCAGACUCUUGCCAUCCUCAGUGUUGCUACAUGCUGUUGGAUCCUGUGCCUUUUCCUUCUUAAGUGGUUUCCAUUUUUAUCAACAAGGGACUUAAGGACACAGGGAUAGCUGAGAAAAAACUGCAGAGUAAAGUGUGAUGUGAUGGAAAGAAUGCUCGUCUGGUGGAUAAAACCUAGGAUUUUGUUUCAUUGCUAUCACAUUUAACCUUUAUGUUAUUGGUUAUUUGCUUAGAGGUUGGUAAUCUUUUUAAAUCGUUCAUGCUCAAAACUGUACAGAAAGUGUAUAAAGCAUACUGGAGAACAGUCUCCCAAACUUCCUGGACCAGGUUGCUCAGUUUCUUGUAUAUUCUUCCAGGAGUUUUCUAGUCAUGCACAUACAAAUAUAUAAGUGUAUAUUGGCCCAUUUUAUUUUUCUUUUAUACAAUGGAAUCUGCCUUACAUCCAUUUGCCAGCUUGUUUUUCCUUUUAACAGUGUAUCUUGGACAUCUUUUCAAAUCAGCAUGUAUGGAUUUGUUUCAUUAUAUUAUUUUUUUUACAAGCUACAUAUUAUUCCACCUUAUGGAUGAACCUUAGAUUCUUUGACCUAGUUUGGUGAUUUUCAAGAGACCCUUGAUUAACUAUGAUUCUUUAUUCCUUUUACCACAGUUCUUUUCUUUUCUCUAACAUGGUUCUUACAUGAUAUUUUAUGGUUUUUUUUUUUUAAUAGUAGAUACUGAUAUUCAGACUGACAAUAAUUUGACAAAGGAAAUGUAUGAAGAAAAACAUAAUACAUCAUUUGAACUUCAGAGGGACUUUUCCGAGGAAACAGACUUUUCAGAAGCCUGUAUUCUAGAGAAACAACAGGAAGUCCAUUUGGUAGGAAGCAUGAAGAAAGAAAAAAGCAGCGUUAUUGAUGGAACAGUGAAAGACGACAGCAGCCCUGUGGAGGAGUGUUUCUUUAGUCAGAGUCCAAACUUGGGUCCGUGUCACACCGUCAGCACUGGAGAGAAGUCCCCUGAACGUUUAGGAUUGGAGAGAGCCUUCAGCUUUGACUCAAAACUUACUCAGCAUGAAAUAAUUAAUUCUGGGGAAAGACCUUUUAAAUGUGAAGAAUUAGUGGAAACCUUCAGGUGUAACUCUCAGCAUCAAGAUGGCUACACUGGGGAGAAGGCUUAUCAGUGUAAGGAGUGUGGCAAAGCCUUUAGCAUUAAUGCAAAACUAAUUUGGCAUCAGAGACUUCAUAGUGGGGAGAAACCCUUCAAAUGUGUGGAGUGUGGGAAAAGCUUCAGUUACAGUUCCCAUUAUAUCACACAUCAAACAAUCCACAGUGGGGAGAAGCCCUACCAGUGUAAGGUGUGUGGGAAAGCCUUCAGUGUUAACGGGAGUCUAAGUCGGCAUCAGAGAAUCCAUACAGGAGAGAAGCCCUAUCAGUGCAAAGAGUGUGGAAAUGGCUUCAGCUGUAGUUCUGCAUACAUCACACACCAGAGAGUCCACACUGGAGAGAAGCCUUACGAGUGCAAUGACUGUGGGAAAGCUUUCAAUGUUAAUGCAAAAUUAAUUCAACAUCAGAGAAUCCACACUGGAGAGAAACCUUAUGAGUGUCAUGAGUGUGGGAAGGGCUUCAGGUGCAGCUCCCAGCUGAGGCAGCAUCAGAGCAUCCACACCGGGGAGAAGCCCUUUCAGUGUAAGGAGUGCGGGAAGGCCUUCAGUAAUAAUGCAAAACUCAUUCAGCAUCAAAGAAUCCACACAGGUGAGAAACCUUAUGAGUGUACUGAAUGUGGAAAGGCCUUUAGUGUCAAAGGGAAGUUAAUCCAGCACCAGAGAAUCCACACGGGUGAGAAGCCCUAUGGGUGUAACGAAUGUGGGAAAGCCUUCAGGUGUAAUUCCCAGCUGCGGCAGCAUCUGCGAAUCCACACUGGUGAGAAGCCCUAUGAGUGUAAUGAGUGUGGAAAGGCCUUCAAUGUUAAUGCAAAACUAAUGCAGCAUCAGAGAAUUCACACUGGGGAGAAACCCUUUGAAUGUAAUGAGUGUGGGAAAUGCUUUACUUCUAAAAGAAACCUACUUGAUCAUCUCCGAAUCCAUACUGGAGAAAAGCCUUAUCAAUGUAAGGAAUGUGGGAAAGCCUUCAGUAUCAAUGCCAAACUAACCAGGCAUCAGAGAAUCCACACUGGAGAGAAACCUUUCAAAUGUAUGGAAUGUGAGAAAGCAUUUAGCUGUAGUUCUGACUAUAUUGUACAUCAGAGGAUCCAUACUGGAGAGAAACCCUUUCAGUGUAAGGAGUGUGGAAAAGCCUUCCAUGUUAAUGCCCAUUUAAUUCGGCAUCAGAGGAGCCACACUGGGGAGAAACCCUUUAGAUGUGUGGAGUGUGGCAAAGGGUUCAGCUAUAGUUCUGACUGCAUUAUACAUCAGACUGUCCAUACUUGGAAGAAACCCUACGUGUGUAAUGUAUGUGGGAAAGCCUUCAGGUUUAGCUUCCAACUUAGUCAGCAUCAAAGUGUCCAUAGUGAAGGAAAGGCCUAAUGAGAAGAAUGUAGAAAACUCUCAAAGUUAAUGAAUCAAGUAUCAUCCGAUUCACUGUGCUGGAAAACCUUGAGAGAAAUGAAUAUGGCAUCUUCCCAUGGAAACACAUCUUUUCCAUCUUUUAAAAUCAGGAAUGAUGACUGGUUAAAAAGUAACAUCCAAAAAUAGCUUGUCUUAUACCAACAACUAAUUAGGAAAUAUGAUGAAAGAAAAGAUCCCAUUCCCAACAGCAUCGAGAAAAGUGGAUCUCCUAGGAAUAAACAGGAUCUAUAUGGAGAAAGAAAUCUCCACUGAGGGCCACAAAAGGAAAAAUAAAUGGGGAGAGAGAGAAACCUUGUUCUUGGAUAGGAAGACUCAUGAAGAUAUUCACUCUACCUAAAUUUAUUUCCCUUUCGUUUUUGACACCAAGCAUGCAUCACUUUUGUAAAGAGGAUAAACAAUAAAGAUUUCCUUAGAAAGAAAAGAUGAGUAAAUUUUUUAUUUUCAUGGAAGGGAGAAAACCUUUCCUAAGCAUCAUAUGAAAGCUAAAGCCAAACCUAAGGGAAAAUAUCAAUACACUAACUUUUCAAAAUUAAAUAUUUUUGUUUUUAAUAAUCCCAAAUAAAGUUA
Molecule: messenger RNA, 6744 nt
Organism: Ailuropoda melanoleuca (giant panda)
Lineage: Eukaryota; Metazoa; Chordata; Mammalia; Carnivora; Ursidae
Gene: ZNF23
Product: zinc finger protein 23
Exons: 2
Coding region: 4312-6135 (607 amino acids)
Biological process (GO): regulation of transcription by RNA polymerase II
Molecular function (GO): DNA-binding transcription factor activity; RNA polymerase II cis-regulatory region sequence-specific DNA binding
Source: RefSeq, a predicted model, not a curated record